This is a messenger RNA of Myotis brandtii (Brandt's bat), 1693 nucleotides long. It is a transcript of the gene OSR2, whose product is annotated as odd-skipped related transciption factor 2. Lineage: Eukaryota; Metazoa; Chordata; Mammalia; Chiroptera; Vespertilionidae. Gene Ontology annotation, molecular function: RNA polymerase II transcription regulatory region sequence-specific DNA binding; DNA-binding transcription factor activity, RNA polymerase II-specific. The transcript is spliced from 4 exons. The coding region runs from base 360 to 1298 and encodes 312 amino acids. Gene Ontology annotation, cellular component: nucleus. Gene Ontology annotation, biological process: urogenital system development; regulation of transcription by RNA polymerase II; embryo development. The record is from RefSeq and is a predicted model, not a curated record.
GAGCGCUGAGCGCCGGCUCCGAGCGCCGUGGGUCUUUACGCAUUCCACGUCCACAGACUCCGACGAAGGCGAGGAUCCACUCUCGGUUUUUUUGGCGGCUCGCAAUGCUCCAGAGAAUGUCCGCGGCUGCCGGGACUCCGUGCGGAAAGAGACGUUUGCCCGGCGUGGACCCAAUGACCUUUUCAAGCUGUGCGCCUCGCUGCCUGGAGCGGGUCUGAGCGGCGCGGCGCCGGCGGACCUUUCCGCGGGAGGGUGUCUCUGCUGUCGCCUCUCUGGGUUUUCACGGGAGCCCCACACCCACGCGCCUCUGAGUCCUGGAAGAAAGGGGCGGCUCCCUGCGCCCCCCGGAAGCCCGGAAAAUGGGGAGCAAGGCCCUGCCGGCGCCCAUCCCUCUCCACCCGUCGCUGCAGCUCACCAACUACUCCUUCCUGCAGGCCGUGAACACCUUCCCCGCCGCCGUGGACCACCUGCAGGGCCUGUACGGGCUCAGCGCCGUGCAGACCAUGCACAUGAACCACUGGACGCUGGGGUACCCCAACGUGCACGAGAUCACCCGCUCCACCCUCACCGAGAUGGCGGCGGCGCAGGGCCUCAUGGACGCGCGCUUCCCCUUCCAGGCUCUGCCCUUCACCACUCACCUCUUCCACCCCAAGCAGGGAGCCAUCGCCCACGUCCUCCCAGCCCUGCACAAGGACCGGCCCCGCUUUGACUUUGCCAACUUGGCCGUGGCCGCCACGCAAGAGGACCCCCCGAAGAUGGGCGAGCUGACCAAGCUGAGCCCGGGGCUGGGCAGCCCCAUCUCGGGCCUCAGUAAAUUGACUCCGGACAGAAAGCCCUCCCGGGGGAGGCUGCCCUCGAAAACGAAAAAAGAGUUUAUCUGCAAGUUUUGCGGCAGACACUUUACCAAAUCCUACAACUUGCUCAUCCACGAGAGGACCCACACGGACGAGAGGCCGUACACGUGUGACAUCUGCCACAAGGCCUUCCGGCGGCAGGACCACCUGCGGGAUCACAGGUAUAUUCAUUCCAAAGAAAAGCCCUUCAAGUGUCAGGAGUGUGGGAAAGGAUUUUGUCAGUCUAGAACUCUAGCCGUUCACAAAACUUUACACAUGCAGGAAUCUCCACACAAAUGCCCCACAUGUGGAAGAACCUUUAAUCAGAGAAGUAAUCUGAAAACUCACCUUCUCACCCAUACAGACAUCAAGCCCUACAGCUGCGAGCAGUGCGGCAAAGUGUUCAGGCGAAACUGUGAUCUGCGGCGGCACAGCCUGACUCACACCCCGCGGCAGGACUUCUAGAGAAGCCCAGGAUCUGUCCCCGUGCCCCCCUGCUCCCCUCUCCCCAGACACCCCUCCACACUUCCCACCCGGGGGUUCCACCCCCCCCCCAACCCUUCACUGACCCCAGCUCUGCCCCUGCUGCAGCCGCACCUGCAGCUCCAGGGAGUUAACUCAGCUUCUGGAGGACUGAGAACUGUAGACAGCCACACACGUACAUCCCUUCACAGAGCAUAUGCGAGUUCCUUGUAGAUAUGCACAGCUCAUUUUAGAGCUCUGUACAUAAUGUCGUGGGUCUUGGUGUUGUUGUUCUGUUUGUUUUUGUAUCUUGUUGGAUGCACCUGGAUAUGGAAAAUGGAAGCCAAAUUUAUCUUUAAAGACUGUAUUUUCAAAAUAAAACUUUUUUCUUGUUUCAA